Messenger RNA from Setaria italica (foxtail millet), 985 nucleotides. Its product is annotated as probable E3 ubiquitin-protein ligase ATL44. Lineage: Eukaryota; Viridiplantae; Streptophyta; Magnoliopsida; Poales; Poaceae. The transcript has a single exon. The record is from RefSeq and is a predicted model, not a curated record. Bases 144 to 773 code for a protein of 209 amino acids.
GCGCACGCUAUAAAAACGCAGCCCCGGCGCCAAACUCUGGCCUCCUCCCUCACCCACCAGCCGAACAGAGAGCUCCACUCCACUGGACACUACUGACCUAAACUGGCCCCGCUCCCGCUGCCCCACCACUCCUUCCACCGAGCAUGCGGCGCCUGCUGGCCUCCGCCGAGCACCUGGCCGCGGUGGCCGCCGCGACGCCGCCGCCGCCGGGGGCGUCGGCAGGCGUCCACACGGACACGUUCCUCAUCCUCGCCGCCGUGCUCUGCUUCCUGCUCUGCGUCGUCGGGCUCGCCUUCGUCGCGCGGUGCUCGCGGCUGUGCAACCCGUCGGCCUACUCCGUGGAUGCGGAGCACGGCGACGGGGCGGCAAUGCCGCAUGCGGCGGCGAAGCGCAAGGGGAUCGAGGAGGAGGCGCUGCGGAAGCUGCCGACCGUGCCGUUUGAGGCCGGCAAGGAGGGGGACGGCGGGGAGGGGGAGCGGCCGGAGUGCGCCAUCUGCCUCGCCGAGUUCGCGAGCGGCGACGAGAUCCGCGUGCUCCCGCCGUGCGGCCACGCCUUCCACGCGGCCUGCGUCGACACCUGGCUCCUCUGCACCUCCACGUGCCCCUCCUGCCGCAGCGCCCUUGUCGUGGCCCCGGCGCCGGCGCUGGUAGCAGCGUCCUCGGAUCCUCUCCAGUGCUGCGCGUCGGCGCAGGCCUCCACGGAGCCGGAGUACUCCGUCACCGUCGCCGUCGCCGUCGUCGAGCGCGGACCUUGCCGAGCGUCGGUGUCGUAGGCUGCCGCGCGUCCAUGGGCACCACCAACACCUUGUACAUACACGUAGCCUCCUUCCGGUCCUGCCACAAUUCCCGAUGGAUAACUGAAGCAGUACAGUGUGCAAUGGUGAUUCAAUCAAUCACUUGUAACGUCUGCUUGGGACAUUUUAAUCUGUGAAUAUUAAGUGCAAAAGUUUUCUCAAGAACUACGUGGCAAGAUUGCCCUCUUUCA